Molecule: messenger RNA, 2443 nt
Organism: Cephus cinctus (wheat stem sawfly)
Lineage: Eukaryota; Metazoa; Arthropoda; Insecta; Hymenoptera; Cephidae
Gene: RanGAP
Product: ran GTPase-activating protein 1
Exons: 6
Coding region: 425-2272 (615 amino acids)
Biological process (GO): signal transduction; activation of GTPase activity; nucleocytoplasmic transport
Cellular component (GO): cytosol; perinuclear region of cytoplasm; nucleus
Molecular function (GO): GTPase activator activity; small GTPase binding
Source: RefSeq, a predicted model, not a curated record
UGACGUUCCAAAAUGUAAACUUCAAGAUUUCUGCUGUAUAAGACGAAAACAUUGUUUAUUAUAUACAUUUAAUGUUGUUGAGGAAACUGUUUAAUUGUUAUGAUAAUGAGAUUAUUCAAUGACAAAGGAAAUGCAUCGUAUUUAUGCUGAGAUGUAUUUCUAGGGUUGGUUAGGACCAAUCUAACCUGGUGUAACCCCUGCUUAGGACAAGCCGAUCGCGCCGACAGAAGCGUGAGCGUUAUUUAUUUCCCGCGUAUGUGCGUGCGUCGCAUUGUACAUGACUUUCUGCAUACAUUUAAUUUUAUAUGGAUAAAAUUUCUUGUUUUUACUAAACGUAUUGUUAUUCUUAGCUAUCUUUAGCAGUCACGUUAUCCCUGAGAAUAAUUGAGAAAGUUCUGAGAUUAUACAAUUGUUUAUAAGGAAAAUGACGUCGUUUAACUUGAGUGAAAUUGUUGAGCGUUUGAGAGAGGCUAGCGAGACCCAAGGAACCGGUGUUUCGUUUGCUGGUAGAUCCUUAAAACUUGACAAUGAACAGGAUGCGGAGGAAGUCGUGCAAGCGAUUAAGAAUUGCGAGUGUUUGGAAUAUUUGGAUCUCGAAGGAAAUACCUUAGGACCUGAAGCUGCAAAAGCUGUUUCAAAAGCAUUAGAAACUCAUGGCACACACUUAAAGCGAGCUCUCUGGAAAGAUAUGUUCACAGGGAGAAUGAAAACUGAAAUUCCAUUAGCUUUAGAAUAUUUAGGAGCUGGUCUUUGUGCAGCUGUCACGGCUCUUGUGGAAUUGGACCUUAGCGACAAUGCAUUUGGUCCUAUUGGUGUGCAGGGACUGGCUGCUUUUCUCAGCUCAAGAACAUGCUAUACACUGAAGGAGCUUAGACUUAACAACAAUGGUUUAGGAAUUUCAGGUGGAAAAAUAUUGGCUAAAGCAUUACUAGAUUGUCAUCUCAACAGCACUAGAGAAGGUGCGAACCCACUUGCACUCAAAGUCUUUGUUGCCGGAAGGAACAGAUUAGAAAAUGAAGGUGCAACAGCAUUAGCAUCAGUGUUCAAAACGAUAAAGACAUUGGAAGAGGUGGUGAUGCCACAAAAUGGAAUUUAUCAUCAGGGUGUUGCUGCACUGGCAAGUGGGCUUUCUGUUAAUACUGGACUGCGUAUUUUAAAUUUAAAUGACAACAUUGUGGGACCCAAAGGUGCCCAAGCUCUUGCCAAUGUUUUGCCAUCAUUUGUGAACCUAGAACGAUUGAAUCUUGGGGAUUGCCUUUUGAAGACAAAGGGAGCUUUAGUAGUUGUCGAAGCUCUUGGUUCAGAAAGUAGUCAUCCCAAUUUAACAGAAUUAAAUUUGACUUUUAAUGAAAUUGGUACAAGAGCUGCCAGCCCUAUAGCAAAUGCAAUGGCUGACAAAAUGCAAUUAACGAGUCUGCAGCUUGAUGGAAAUGCAUUUGGUUCUAAAGGACGUGCUACGCUUCGUGAUAACCUCACCAUUUCCGAGAGAAUCGACUCUUUGGGUUCACUGAAUGAAGAUGAAAGUGAAGAUGAAGAUGAACCUGAGGAUGGGGAUGAGGAUGAUGAUGGGGAUGAUGAAGAAGCAGAGAAGGAAAAUGAGAGUGAUGGAAAUGUGUAUUAUGAAGAGAAUGAGGAUGAAAAUGAAAAUUACAAUAAUGAUGAAGAAAAUGAGAGCGACGCAGAAGAGAAUAAGAAUAAGAACGACGAUUUUAAUAAUCGAAAGCCAAAACGUAUUACUGUGCAGGAGUUCUUGAAAUCGCCAACUGGAGAGAACCUUUUAUUACUUCAAGGCGACAAGGCAGGAGUUCUUAUAGAUCAUACAAAGAAUUUAUUCAACGGGGAUAGUAGCCGCGGUGACAGAUAUGUAGAAGAUCUUUGCAAAAUAAUUAUGAAAGUGUCCACCCUUUGUGACAGUGGUUACGUCGAUGUAAGAGUUGAGGCAGAAGGUGUUACUGAAAUCCUUUAUGCAGAACUCUUUACAUAUGCCAUUAAAAAUAACAAAGUCUCUACUUUGAACAAUGCUUUAUUAGUUAAUCUUGGUUUAAUAAAGAGCGAAGACAAGACUGCUCGAAAGCUAGACUGGAAUCUAGAAGGUUGCUUUAAGGCUCUUGAGAAGAUCAGUGAAAGGGAUUAUUUCCUUACAAAGACCAAGGAUACGUUGAAGAUAUUCCUGGAGAAACCAAUGAAAACUAGUAAAGCUAAGAUGAUGGACCCAUUCCAGGAUGCCAAAGCGUCCCUCAAAACAGUUCUUGAUCGGUUACAGACUACGUAACUCUUAUGAGGAGUAUGGCCAUAUAUAUAUUUUUUUUUUUUAAUAAUGCAUCAAUACUAAAUACAUCUAUUUAUUUAUAAUUAAAUUUUUGUAAAAAUCGCCGCUGUGGUUAAAAUCAUAUUGAGGACAUUUUAUACCGACAUUGGUGAUUCAAUAAAAUGUUAAAACAAA